AUGAGAGACCUGUUGAAGCGCGGCAUCGCGGUGCAUCACAGCGGGAUCCUGCCCAUUCUCAAAGAGGUCAUCGAGAUGCUCUUUUCCAGAGGCCUCGUGAAGGUGCUCUUUGCCACUGAGACGUUUGCGAUGGGCGUGAACAUGCCGGCGCGCACCGUGGUCUUCGACAGCAUCCGGAAACACGACGGGACGGGCUUCAGGAACCUGCUCCCAGGGGAGUAUAUUCAGAUGGCCGGUCGAGCGGGGAGAAGAGGUUUGGACGCCACUGGGACCGUCAUCCUUCUGUGCAAAGCUGGAGUUCACGAAAUGUCCGACCUCCACGUCAUGAUGCUGGGAAGGCCCACGAUGCUGCAGUCCCAGUUCAGACUGACCUACACCAUGAUCCUGAACCUGCUGCGGGUCGAGGCGCUCAGAGUCACAGACAUGAUGAGGAGGAGUUUCUCCGAGAGUCACCGCGACUCACAGGCCAGUGAGCAGCGCAUCAGUGAGCUGAAGAAGACCCUGUCGUCUCUGCCUCCUCUGGACUCCGAGGGGCAGUUGUCCGACCUGCUUCCCUAUUACCACACUGUGACGGAGCUGCGGACCACUACGGAAGCUGUGCAGAAGGCCGUCCUGGAGUCGGUGAACGGACUCAAAGCUCUGUCCGUCGGUCGAGUCAUCGUCGUUAACAACGGACAACACCUGAACGCUCUGGGGGUCAUACUGCAGGUCUCCAGUGACUCGGUGAAUCGCACUUUCACGGCCCUGAUCCUCUGUGAGAAAGGAAACGAAGAAGGAGGCGUCAGAAACAACAGCGACGCAUUUCCUCAUCUGUUCAACACGGCUCUGUUCAUCCCUGAAGGUCCCUGCAGUCACACGGUGCAGAAGCUGAAGCUGCAGGACAUUUCCGCCAUCACCGUGAAAACUCUCAAAGUCAUUCCCGACAGAAUCAUCGACAACUACAACAAGAGACAGCAGCCGAGGUUCAGGAACGACCCCCCCGGACAGGCCAUCUCCACGGCAGCUCAGGAGCUUCUGCGAUUGGCCGAGUCCAACCCCGGCGGCGUGGGCGCUCUGGACCCGGUGAACGACCUGCAGCUGAAGAGUGUGGAGGUGGUGGAAGGCUCCAUGAGGCUGCGGAGGCUCCAGGACGCUCUGAGGGCCUUCAGCUGCAUCCACUCCCCCACCUUUGGAGAGCAGUUUGCUCGAGUUCAAGAGAGGAUGCGUGUCCAAGACGAGCUGGACAAACUGCUGUUCCUGAUUUCAGACCAGUCCCUGACGCUGCUGCCGGAAUAUCACCAACGAAUCAAGGUGCUGCAGUCGCUCCAGUACGUGGACAGCAGCGGCGCCGUGCAGCUGAAGGGGCGUGUGGCCUGUCAGAUCAGCAGUCACGAGCUGCUCCUCACUGAGCUGCUGUUUGAGAACUCCCUGAGUCCUCUGGCCCCUGAGGAGAGCGCCGCCCUGCUGUCCUGCCUGGUGUUUACGCAGAAGACUCAGGUGGAGCCGCAUCUCAGCAACACGCUCAAAGAGGGCAUUGAGAGAGUGCUGGCGGUGGCCAAGCGGAUCGGCGAGCUCCAGAUGGAUUGUGGGAUACCGCAGACCGCAGAGGAGUUCGUGGGACAGUUCAAGUUUGGGCUGACGGAGGUGGUCUACUGCUGGGCCCGGGGCAUGGUGUUUCCAGGAGGACUUUACGCAGUGUAG
Molecule: messenger RNA, 1680 nt
Organism: Knipowitschia caucasica
Lineage: Eukaryota; Metazoa; Chordata; Actinopteri; Gobiiformes; Gobiidae
Source: the annotation of a GenBank genome assembly